Molecule: messenger RNA, 507 nt
Organism: Funneliformis geosporum
Lineage: Eukaryota; Fungi; Glomeromycota; Glomeromycetes; Glomerales; Glomeraceae
Source: the annotation of a GenBank genome assembly
AUGAGUCAAGAAUUAAGUAUAAAAGAUAUCGCAAGAGAAAUUUACGUGAUAUUAUAUUCAAAGAGAAAGAAUGAACAACGGAUUAUGAUUAGAACUUAUUUCGACGCGAAUGCUGAGGAACCAAUCAUUUUUGUACAAGGCCACGAAGAAAUAAUCCGGCAAUUUCUUCUCAUGGCCACGAUAUUUAUCUCCAUUACCACAGAAAUUUAUUCAAUAACUGAUUCCGUGAUAGCUGGAGAUAACCAUAUAGUUAGUAUUGAUGCCAUCAUUAAAUAUCGACUUCCUUUGAAACCAAUAUUAUUUCGUCAAGAGAUUGAAUUAAGGACAAUUACGAAAUUUGAAUUUAAUGAACAAAAAAAGAUCGUUAGACAUGAAGAUAUUUGGAGUAUAAAAGAUUUACUUGAAAAUGUGCCAUUUAUGGGGUGGAUUUAUUCUUAUUUUGGAAGGAAGUCGAUUGGACUCAUUACAAAUCAACUUGUAGAAUGGAUGGGUACGAGAAGUUUGUGA